AUGGUGUUCCAGCUCUAUGUCCCCAAGGUGAAGAAAGACGCCGAAGGACUCAUCUUGAAAGCAAAGGAGCUCGGUUUCGACGCUUUGGCUGUCACAGUUGAUGCCCCGGUAAUCGGGAAGCGGGAUGUGGACGAUCGUUUCAAGGCAUUGCUGGAUUACGAGGCAGGUGUCGUCGCACAGGACAGCGUGACACACCCUCCAUUCCCAGGAGAAGAGGCAGACACACUCCGUGGCCACCACUGCUCUUCCUUUGAGUGGAGUGACAUUCCUUGGAUUCGAGGGCUCUGGGGCGACCGACUGAUCAUCUUGAAAGGCAUCCAAACGUGGGAAGAUGCGCUCGAGGCGAUGAUGUACGGAGUUGAUGGUAUUUACCUGAGCAACCACGGCGGGAGGCAGCUCGACCACGCACCGAGCUCUGUCAGAGUUCUGCGUGAUAUUCGACUUCGUUGCCCCGAUGUGUUCAAAUCCUUCGAUAUCUACGUUGACGGUGGUGUAAUGCGAGGCACAGAUGUAGUCAAGGCCCUCUGCUUGGGUGCGCGAGCGGUGGGUAUCGGGUGCGGGUUUAUGUACGCGCUCAGUGCCUAUGGUACAGAAGGCGUGCUCAAGGCGAUAUCGAUCUUGAGCGACGAGAUACAGACCACCAUGAGAUUGUUGGGAGUGACUGAUCUCAAGCAAUUAAACGAGAGCUACGUAGACCCCAACGACUUGGAGUCUUCGGCUGGGAGUACCCCUCGGCUAAUGGCGUUUAUUACAUGCGCAACAAAUCAAGCUAUGCUCACCUCUUUUGGCGACGCUCUUGAGUCGGCCGGGCUGAAAGUCCUCCGGCAGGGUACAGAGGCUUACAAGGCUCGUGAUGAGUCUUACUUCUCUGUAUCGGCCCAGCUAAGCCCUGGUUUCAUCGUUCAACCAUCGUCAGCUGCAGAGGUUUCUCUGACUGUUACGAAGUUGAAGUCAAUGGGCUGUAACUGGGCUAUUCGCGGCGGUGGUCAUUCAACGUGGGCUGGUGCCUCCAACAUUGCCGAUGGUAUCACUAUUGACAUGGACUUAAUCAAGGAGGUACAAUACUCACCAGAUCUUAAGAUCGCGAGCAUUGGUGCCGGUGCUCUUUGGCGCGAUGUCUACUCCUCGCUUGAGCCAUACGGCGUGACUGCUCCAGGAGGUCGCACCUCUACCGUCGGUGUUGGCGGUUUCCUCACGAGCGGCGGCAACAACUUCUUCAGCACUGAGGUUGGUCUGGGUUGCGACAACGUUGUGAACUUCGAAGUCGUCCUGGCCAGCGGCAAGAUUGUCAACGCCAACAGGGAGACCAACUCUGAUCUGCACAAGGCCCUCAAAGGAGGAUCGAAUAACUUUGGCAUAGUCACCCGCAUCGACAUGCAGACUGUUGAUGUUGUAGAACUCUGGGGCGGUCAGAUUUUCUACCCUCUCAGCACGACAGAGCAACACAUUGCCGCCUACGUGAAGUGGGUUGACAACAUUCCCAACUACACCAAGGGCUCGGCUGUCACAUUCUGGGCUUACUCACCAUCAGCCGGCACCGUCGUGUCAACUGCUGUUCAUGAUACCGCAAACGCUGAGUGGGCCCCAGCUUACGACGAUUUCCGGAACAUCCAACCUCAAACCAUGAAUACGCUCCGCCACGAUAGUCACCUGAAUAUGACGGUUGAACUCGAGGAACCGACUGGGUACCGCCAGGUCUGGUUGACUUUGACGGGCAAGAACGAUACGCGUUUCAUACGUCGCGCUGUCGAAGCCCAAAGCAAAUUCAUCGAGAACUGGAAGAACACCCAACACGCUGAUUUUCUCAACUACACUACUUUCCAAGCCAUGCCAGCUUUGCUCUUCCGUCACUCGGUUGAGAAGGGCGGUAAUGCCAUCGGUAUGGAUCGCGAGAAGUGCAAUGCAAUUCUCUUCCAGAUGCAGCAUAUGGUUCGCUCUGUAGACGCUGAGAAAGAGGCCCGUCGGCAACUCGUCGCUUUGCGAAAGGAGCUGAAGGACUACAGCGUCGCGGAAGGCAUCGAUGUGGAGUGGGAGUACCUGGGAUAUGCGGACAGUACCCAAGAUCCGUUGAGCACUUAUGGCACCGAGAAUAUCAAGUUGCUCAAAGAAGUCGCGGCCGAAUAUGACCCAGAGCAGGUGUUUCAGAAGAGAGUUCCUGGAGGCUUCAAAAUCUCGAAGGUUGCGUGA
Colletotrichum aenigma is the source of this 2187-nucleotide messenger RNA. Its product is annotated as (S)-mandelate dehydrogenase. NCBI's taxonomy places the organism in Eukaryota, Fungi, Ascomycota, Sordariomycetes, Glomerellales, Glomerellaceae. Gene Ontology annotation, molecular function: oxidoreductase activity; FAD binding. The coding region runs from base 1 to 2187 and encodes 728 amino acids. The transcript has 5 exons. The record is from RefSeq and is a predicted model, not a curated record.